This is a messenger RNA of Portunus trituberculatus (swimming crab), 1653 nucleotides long. RefSeq names its product hemicentin-2-like. Lineage: Eukaryota; Metazoa; Arthropoda; Malacostraca; Decapoda; Portunidae. Gene Ontology annotation, biological process: synapse organization. Gene Ontology annotation, cellular component: neuron projection membrane. Bases 587 to 1477 code for a protein of 296 amino acids. The record is from RefSeq and is a predicted model, not a curated record. The transcript is spliced from 9 exons.
GGAUGCUGUGUCGUGCGUCAGGCAGUGGCUGGAAAGAUGGUGUCUCCCUACCUAUCUUGAACUCUCGCCAGUGCCAGUCUGGAGAGCGAGAGUGUCACAUUCCCCUCUUCCUCGUCCUUUCCCCUUCCCCUCCUGAGACAGACUGACCAGCUCCGAGCACUGCGUGAAGGGAAAAUGUGAAUAUAAAGUAGUGGUGGUGAUUGGUUGACAAGUUGAGUUCUUCGUUUGAUCCUCGUAUAAAAAAAAAAACAACACACGAGUUUUUUCCUCUUUUUCUUUUCUUGCGCGGUAAUAAACUUGUUCGGUCUUUUGUGGUCUCAGAGUUUUACGAGGAAAGAAGAAAUGGUGCGGUUAAACAUAUAAAAAAAAAAAGAAAUCAGAGAAAAUGUAAUGAUCUAAAAAGAAAGGAAAACUGUAGGAAAUAAAAAAAAAAGCCAUCUGACUUACCUGUGGCUUAGUUACCUGAAGGAAAAAAGGAAGAGAUUAGUAAGUUUCCUCUCACAUCCUUCCCCUCUGAUGAUUUCUUCUACCUGGUAAUGCAGACGACUUAUCUUCCGUGCAUAGACGUAUCUGUGGCGCUGCAAGAAUGAGUCCGCUGUUUAAAAUAUUCGCCGGAUGCUGCAUCUGCCUGCUGGCAUUGUGUAGUGGCGUGGGAGGAUUUGCGCCUAGUAUAGACAUCCCAGCGACCACUACGGAGCCUCCCCCCACCACGCAAGACCCCGCCACGCUGCCCUACUUCCUGCACCACCUCAACGCCACCAAUGUCACCGUGAGCAGAGGCAAGGCGGCGAUUCUGGACUGCCAAGUGUUCCGCCUCAGAGACAGAACUGUGUCGUGGGUGCGCAGGCAAGGCGACUCAAUACAACUGCUCACCAUCGGCUCCAGCACCUACCAGAACAACGGCAGAUAUCAGCUCGAGGUGGAGGAGCCCAACACGUGGCGACUGGUGGUCAUGGCAGCUGAAGAGUCUGACAGAGGCCACUACGAAUGCCAAGUGUCCUCGCACCCACCCAAGAUAAAGAGAGUCCACCUUCAAGUGUAUGUGCCUCGCCUGGAGAUCUUCGACGCACGAGGCGAGGCGAUUCAAGAGAAGUUUUACGAGGUUGGGUCAAGCAUCGAUCUCCGCUGCAACGCCUUCCACGUGCCCAGGGACGCUGUUGUGUGGUCCAGGGGCGGCGCCGUGGUGUAUCACUCCCCUGAGACUGGAAUAAGCGUGGAGACGACCUCGGGCGCGCAGGGUCCCGUGUCGUGGCUGAGGGUCAAGGCUGCCUCCACUGCGGACUCUGGGAAUUACAGCUGCAGCGCCGCCGAGGCUGAACCCGCCACCGUCCGCAUCCAGGUGCUCGAAGGCGACACCUCGGCGGCGAUGCAACACUCUACCAACUCCUCCUCUGCUGCUCAUCGCGCCGUGCACGCCUCCGUCAGCACCAUUAUCCACCUGCUGAGCCUGUCCUUAGUGCUAUGGGUGCGCUGCUAGGUGCGGGCGUAGGCGUGCGGCCUCUGAUACACCAAGAACUUAGCAGUGUUAACUUUCACGGCGGAGGAAGCAGGGAGGUGGGAGCAGGAAGCGGCUGUACUUGUGUUUUACAAGCAGGGACUUGCUUGGGUGUGUGGUCACCAUACCACCACAUCGGCCGCCACCAGCCUGCUUCA